Messenger RNA from Aspergillus bombycis, 2214 nucleotides. RefSeq names its product putative NADH-ubiquinone oxidoreductase, subunit G. The record is from RefSeq and is a predicted model, not a curated record. Gene Ontology annotation, cellular component: membrane. The transcript has 7 exons. Gene Ontology annotation, molecular function: NADH dehydrogenase (ubiquinone) activity; iron-sulfur cluster binding. Bases 1 to 2214 code for a protein of 737 amino acids. Lineage: Eukaryota; Fungi; Ascomycota; Eurotiomycetes; Eurotiales; Aspergillaceae. Gene Ontology annotation, biological process: ATP synthesis coupled electron transport.
AUGCGGCCGCAGUUGUUUCGUGCGGCCGCCCGGGCUGUCCGGGUCCCAAAAGUCAACUACCUUAGAUCCUUUGCGACGACAACCCAUCGCCUCGCCGAAGUAGAACUCACAAUUGAUGGCAAAAAGGUCUCAGUAGAAGCCGGGUCAGCUCUUAUUCAAGCUUGCGAGAAAGCGGGCGCGACAAUCCCAAGAUACUGCUACCACGAAAAGCUUAUGAUUGCAGGAAAUUGUCGUAUGUGUCUAGUUGAAGUUGAACGUGCACCGAAACCAGUGGCAUCGUGCGCUUGGCCCGUACAGCCGGGAAUGAACGUCAAGACCAACUCACCGCUUGUCCACAAGGCGAGGGAGGGCGUUAUGGAAUUUCUCCUCGCUAAUCACCCCCUUGAUUGCCCCAUCUGUGACCAGGGCGGCGAAUGUGAUCUUCAAGAUCAGUCAAUGCGUUAUGGUGCCGAUCGUGGGCGCUUCCAUGAGGUUGGUGGCAAGCGAGCGGUGGAAGAUAAGAACAUCGGACCUUUGGUCAAGACGUCUAUGAAUAGGUGUAUUCAUUGUACCCGCUGCGUUCGAUUCAUGAAUGAUGUUGCCGGAGCCCCAGAACUUGGAACUGCCGGCAGAGGAAACGAUAUGCAGAUCGGCACCUACCUGGAGAAAAACCUCGAGUCCGAGCUCUCCGGCAAUGUUAUUGAUCUCUGUCCCGUCGGCGCGCUCACUUCAAAGCCUUAUGCUUUCCGUGCUCGUCCAUGGGAAUUGAAACACACCGAAUCUAUUGAUAUCCAUGAUGCUUUGGGCUCCAAUAUCCGGAUCGAUAGCAGAGGUAUGGAGGUCAUGCGGAUCAUUCCGAGACUCAACGAUGACAUUAAUGAGGAAUGGAUUAACGAUAAAUCACGGUUUGCGUGCGACGGCUUGAAAACCCAGAGGCUUACAACGCCUCUUAUCCGCAGGGAAGGAAAAUUCGUUCCCGCGACAUGGGAACAAGCACUGACGGAAAUCUCCUCUGCUCGCCAGAAACUCCAGCUCAAGGAGAAUGAGUUCAAGGCUGUUGCUGGACACCUAGUAGACGCUGAAUCGCUCGUUGCCAUGAAAGAUCUAUCUAACAAGCUUGGUUCUGAUAACCUUGCUUUGGACCAGCCAGGUGGCAGCUCACCCAUUGCUCACGGUAUUGACGUUCGUUCGAGCUAUCUCUUUAACUCGAAGAUCUACGGUAUUGAAGAGGCCGAUGCCAUUCUGUUGGUCGCCACAAACCCUCGCCACGAAGCUUCGGUCCUUAACGCACGCAUCCGCAAACAGUAUCUGCGCUCUGAUCUUGAGAUCGGGCUUGUUGGUGAAAAGUUUGAGAGUACCUUCGACUUUGAGCAUUUUGGCUCCGAUGUUUCCGCUCUAAAAACGGCGCUUGCAGGGAAAUUCGGUGAAAAGCUUGCCUCCGCCAAACGCCCCAUGAUCAUUGUUGGUAGCGCUGCAGCAGAACACGCUGACGCCAAAGCGGUUUUUGAGACAGUCGGCAGCUUUGUAGAGAAGCAUUCGAGUACAUUCAACACUCCCGAGUGGCAGGGGUACAAUGUUCUCCAGCGCGCUGCAUCUCGUGCUGCUGCCUACGAAGUUGGCUUCUCCACGCCAUCUCCGGAAGUUGCUCAGACCAAACCGAAGAUGGUUUGGCUCCUCGGAGCUGAUGAAGUCGGUCAGAAUGAGAUCCCGAACGAUGCUUUUGUCAUUUACCAGGGACAUCAUGGCGAUCGUGGUGCUCAACUUGCCGAUGUUGUCCUUCCAGGUGCUGCCUUUACAGAGAAGUCCGGCACAUAUAUCAAUACUGAGGGGCGUGUACAAGUUACUCGUGCGGCCACCUCGUUGCCUGGUGCUGCACGCGAUGACUGGAAGAUUAUCCGUGCCACCAGUGAGUUCCUUGAUGUGCCUCUUCCGUACGAUGACAUUGAAGCACUCCGCGACCGUAUGGAAGAGAUUAGCCCUGUGAUGCGCCGAUACGACGUCAUUGAGCCAACUUCUCUGGGUUUGUUGAGCAAGAUUCAAUUGGUCGAACAGAACAAGGGCACCCAGCCAACCCUGGCGCCUUUCAAGAAGGUUAUCGAUGACUUCUAUUUUACCGACUCAAUCUCUCGGAGCUCGCCAACGAUGGCCCGAUGCUCAGCAGCUAAGGCCACAGGAAACCCAGAGACGAACUUUAUGGCUGCUGGUGAAAUGUCACCCCAGGCUUUGUACGGCUAA